UCCAACCCGACUCACACAACCCCUACCGUAAUCGAAACAACAAUUAACGGUGAAACCACACCCAGCAAAUAGCAUAGCAGUGACACACGCAGCAUCACAAAGCCCCCAGUACUGUCCAGCCGUAAAGUGUUUUGCCGUAGAACCGCGCCCGUAAAGUGUUUUGCUCCAAAUGGUUGGCUGGAUGCGCCCAGAACCAUGGCAUCUUUGUGUUUUAACCCACUUCAAUGGAUCGUACUGAUCGGUGCCUUCCUGCAGCUGGCAGCUGGCCAGCAGGGUAGUGGCUUGCUGCGCAGCGGAAACAAUCCCUUCUACGAUGAGCCCGAAGACUAUCUGCUCCAGCAGCAGCGCACGCCCAACAAUGUGGACGACAUCUUCCUGCGGACGGGCGAUAUGCGCAGUGCGGAGGAUUACUUCUGCCCCGAGCACUGGACCGCCUUCCGGGGCACCUGUCUGCGGGUGCACAAAUCCCCACGCAAAAGCUGGUACGCGGCGCAGAAGAUUUGCCAGGCGUACCAGGGCGAGCUGCUGAGCGUGGACACGAUCGAGAAGCAUUCGUUCGUGGUGAAGAUGCUCGACCGGGACGUGAGCAAGCUGGGCCGGUACUACGUCUCGGCCCGCCAGGUUUCGCCGAGCAACUGGGUGAAUGCGGACAAGAGCCAGCUGAUCGCGAUCGAGGAUGCGGUCAAUUACGAGCUGCUCAGCUCGGAAACGAACGACGAGUUUCAGUCGUACUUCGAGGGUGCGAACGUGCGCAACACGAUCGAGCAGGAGGAAGCGGAUGAUCCGCGCCGGUUCUAUCAGUCGGAACGGUACCGCAACCGGAACUAUCUGGUGCUCGGGUUUAACAUGCACAAGGAAAAGUGGCAGUUCUAUCCGGUGUCCGGUGACGAUCCGUACCUGUUCAUCUGUGAGGCCCGCACACUGUACAGCCAGGAAAAUGUGAACACGCUGCUGGAGGAUCGGCGCCAGUUUGAUUACGGGCUGGAGCAGACGGAUGUGGAGCGUAUACCGCGUGGUCCGUACUUUAUACGACAGCCGGUGGACACGACGUACGACACGGGCAAGGCAAGCAUUACGCGCGAUGUUACGCUGAGCUGUCUGGCGGGUGGCUAUCCGACGCCCCGGUACACCUGGUACAAGGAAGAGUACGUAAAGGACAACCUUACCGUCAUACAGAUCGAUCCGCUCAAGAACGCUCGGCACACGGUGAGCGGCGGGAAUCUGAUCAUACACCGACCGUCGCAAAAUUUGGAUCAGGGCACAUAUCACUGCACCGCCCAGAACAGCUACGGCAAGGUGAUCUCGGAAAGCGUCCAGCUCAACUUUGGCUACAUACUCGAGUUCAAUCUGCAGCGCGCCCCGGAAAAGGGCGAGGAGAACUGGGGCAAAGCGUUGGUGUGCGAAGAGCCGCAGCACUAUCCGGACGUAAAGUUUUACUGGUCCCGCAACUACUUCCCGAACUUUGUGUACGAAGAUCAGCGCGUGUUCGUCAGCCACGACGGUUCACUGUACUUCAGCUCGCUGGAAGUGAUGGACCGGGCCAACUAUUCCUGCACCGUGAUGAGCACGGUCAGUGAUACCGGCCGCAAUGGUCCCUUUUUCGAGCUUUCCGUAUCGCCGUCCCCCCACUAUCAGGAUCUGAUCUUUGCCAACUCGUUCCCGAAAGCGUUCCCGAAGGUACCGCUCGCCGGCAAGGAUGUGCGGCUCGAGUGUAUGACCUACGGGUAUCCGGUGGCAUCGUACAACUGGACCCGUCGGAACGGGAAUCUGCCACGCAUGUCACGGCUGGAGAACUACAACCGAGUGUUGCUGAUCCAGAACGCAACGGUCAACGACAAUGGGGAGUAUCUGUGCACGGCAAGGAAUGGGAAGAAAUCGAUCGUGCAGAGCAUCUUCCUGAACGUGCAGAUGGAACCGAACUUUACCAUACCGUUGCGCGACCGUACCAAGGAUUUUCAGAGCUCGGUAUCGUUCCUGUGCGAAGCGUACGCCAUGCCGGACGUUAACUACACGUGGUACAAAAACGGGGAGCUGAUGGAGGAGGACGGUGGCACUGCGGGUGGCGGUGGUCGGUUAAACCGGGACAAGUACACGGUGCAGGACAAUCUGCUAAAGAUAAACUAUCUCGAUCCGGAGGAAGACAACGGUAUGUACCAGUGCAAGGCAACGAACCAGCUGAAGGGCGUCUACUCUUCUGCCCAGCUGCGCGUACUCAGCAUGAAACCAUCGUUCAAGAAGCAUCCGCUCGAGUCGGAAAUCUACAGCAUCGCCAACGGCAAUACUACCAUCCGGUGCGAACCGGAAGCAGCUCCCACGCCCAAAAUUGUGUGGAAAAAGGAUGGCAAUGUGAUUGGUAGUGGCGGUCAUAGGAAAAUUUACCCCACUGGGACACUCCACAUCUCGCCGACCUCGCGUGACGACGAGGGAACGUACACGUGCAUCGCAUCCAACACGCAGGGCAUGGCGGAAUCGAAGGCACGGUUGAUAGUGCUGCAGGAGUUGCGCUUUAUCGAGCAGCUUCCCCCGAAACAGAUAAAGCAGAUUGGUGAGAUGCUGUUUAUGCGGUGCGACGUUACGUACGACCAGCUGCUGGACGUUGCGUUCGUUUGGACGCACAACGGUCAGGUGCUGACGGGGUACGAUGAUGAGGAUGAGCAGCGGCGCCAUCAGCAACCGACAGGGCCCGCCCCGGAUGGUGCCCGCAUCCGUAUCCACUAUAACACGCUCGAGGUGCACAAUCUGACGCUGGUCGAUGGCGGCGAGUACGAGUGUAUUGCCAAAUCGUCCGUUAACCGUAUCGUAUCGCGUGCGACGGUGCUCAUCCAGGGGCCGCCCGGUGCGCCGGGUGCGGUGAAGGUGAUCGAGAUCAAGAAAACGGAAGCACUGCUCGAAUGGACCAAUGGCAACGAUAAUGGCCGGCCGAUCCUAUACUACAACAUACUGGGCCGUACCGAUUGGAACCGCACGUGGACGAACCUGUCCACGCACGUGAUCGCACAGGAAGCGGACCGUUACAACGGUCGCCGGCAGGCAACCGUCACCAAUCUCACACCCUGGUGUGGGUACGAAUUUUCCGUCGUGGCUGUAAACGAUCUUGGCCUCGGAACGCCCAGCCUGCCUUCGCCGCGCCACAGCACAUCGAAGGACCGGCCGUACAUUGCGCCCCGAAACGUUGGUGGUGGUGGCGGUAAGAUCGGCGAUUUAACCAUCACCUGGGAUCCGUUGCUGCCGCACGAACAGAACAGCAUCAACGUACACUACCGGGUGUUCUACCGGCUGCACGGACAGCGCGAAUGGGCGACCGAGGAGCUGCAGCGCCAGGGCAACGUGGGCAAAGCGAUCAUACACGUGCCGACCGACAAGUACUUCACGCGGUACGAGGUAAAGGUGCAGGCGGUGAACGAUCUGGGCGUGGGACCGAUCAGCGAGCCGGUCGAGAUCUUCUCGGCGGAGGACAUGCCGCAGGUUGCGCCACAGCAAACAAUCGCCCGCAGCUUCAACUCGACCGCACUGAACGUUACGUGGGUGCCGGUGUCACAGACGCGCGAAGCCAUCCGUGGCAAGCUGAUAGGACAUCGGCUCAAGUACUGGAAGAAGGAACACAACGAGGAAGAUUCGGUUUACUAUCUGUCCCGUACCACCCGUCCCUGGGCACUGAUCGUUGGUCUCGAGCCGGACACGUACUACUUCGUGAAGGUGAUGGCGUACAAUGCGGCAGGCGAGGGACCGGAAAGCGAACGCUACCUCGAGCGCACCUACCGAAAGGCACCGCAGAAACCGCCGUCCUCGGUACAGAUCGCCGGCAUCAAUCCGUCCACGAUUCAGGUCACCUGGCGCUACAUCGCACCGUCCCAGGACGAGGAACCGGUGCAGGGGUACAAGAUACGUAUCUGGGAGAAGGAUCAGGACAUGUCCAGUGCCAACGAUACGGUCGUGAUGGUUGGCCGGAAGCUGGAGAAAUACAUCGACAAUCUUACACCGGGAAAAUCGUACAAUCUGCGUGUGCUCGCGUUCAGCAACGGAGGAGACGGUCGCAUGUCCAGUCCACCGAUCCAGUUCCAGAUGGGCAUUACCCAAUCGCCCCUGAACAGUGCCACCAAUCUGUCCGUUUCGAUCGUUACGGUGGUCGCGCUGUUGAGCGCAUUGUUGUGUCUCCCGUAGCCAGCCACUGCGCGCGAAUCAUUUUGUUUUUUUUCACCCCCCCCCUCACAAGCAUUCCGUCACAGCUAUUCCAGCGACUCGAGAAAACGAGAAAACAGCGAAACACCUGGUGACCUGCCUCGAAUCUCUUCCCCCUUCCAGUGUGGUGGGAUUUAUUGAUGAUUAGAGAAGUAUUGAUCUUUGCAAAACCAUUGCCUUUAGAGCGCCAUCCGCGGGAAAAACCUCAAUGAUGUGUAAGCUUAAGUGUAGAUUAGCGUAUGUUAGAAAAAAAAAGCGGGAGGAAGAAUUUCAACGCAAAACCGAGAGUGAGCGAUAUAGAUAGAAUGGUAUUUUAACGAUUCGGUAGGCAUAGUAUAUAUUUACAAACAAACAAACAAAAAACAGAGACACAAACGAUUAUCAACAUCCGUCCGUAGAAGUGUAAGGAAACAGAGUUCGCAAGCAAGGUAAAGAUCCGUCCGAAGUAGUGAGCAGGUGAACGCAUGACAAGAAAAAGGGUAUACACAACUUAAUUUACAAACAAACGAACGAAAUGCUAUAAAAUAAACUAAUCAAACGAACGGUGGAAACGGUACACCGAGCUAUUAAUUA
Molecule: messenger RNA, 4752 nt
Organism: Anopheles stephensi (Asian malaria mosquito)
Lineage: Eukaryota; Metazoa; Arthropoda; Insecta; Diptera; Culicidae
Gene: Cont
Product: contactin
Exons: 4
Coding region: 196-4161 (1321 amino acids)
Biological process (GO): cell-cell adhesion; axon guidance
Cellular component (GO): axon; plasma membrane
Molecular function (GO): protein binding
Source: RefSeq, a predicted model, not a curated record